Molecule: messenger RNA, 1155 nt
Organism: Pseudozyma hubeiensis SY62
Lineage: Eukaryota; Fungi; Basidiomycota; Ustilaginomycetes; Ustilaginales; Ustilaginaceae
Product: glycoside hydrolase
Exons: 1
Coding region: 1-1155 (384 amino acids)
Biological process (GO): glucan catabolic process
Molecular function (GO): hydrolase activity, hydrolyzing O-glycosyl compounds
Source: RefSeq, a predicted model, not a curated record
AUGCUUGCUUCAGCAUCCAGAACCGUAGCUAGCGCGGCUUUGCUCGCUUCCGCCCUGGCCUCCACCGCAGCAGCCGCCACUUGGACCCAGAGCGCCGUCGUCAAAGGAAAUGACUUCUUCAACGAUUUCGACUGGUUUACGGACAAGGACCCCACCAACGGUCUCGUCAACUAUCAGUCUCAGUCCAAUGCACGAGCUCAGAACCUCUCCUUUGUCGAUGCAGACGAUCACUUUGUCAUGGCUGUCUCUACUGUUCCUACCGCUUUGGAAGGUAGGAACAGCGUGAGGAUCACCUCCAAGCAGAGCUACUCGGACGGCGUCUACGUCCUUAACGUCACCCACGUCCCAAUUGGCUGUGCUACCUGGCCUGCCUUCUGGACCGUCACCGAGAACAUCAAUUCGUGGCCCAACGGAGGAGAGAUCGACAUCAUGGAGAACGCAAACGACGAGUAUCCAGCCAACCUCGUUUCGGUCCACACCAACACCUCGUGCACCAUUCCCACCACUAUCUCGGGUCAAUCGGGUACGGUGGCAUACAGCAACUGCUCCGCAUUCGCUCCUUCCAAUCCAGGAUGUCGUGUCGAGACCAACGGCACCUCCACCCCCACCUGGGGUCGUGCACUUAACCGCGCUGGAGGAGGCAUCAUCGCCAUGGAACGCUCCUUCGGCACCACCGGCAAAGGCGUUCGUGUCUGGUACUUCCCCAACAACAACCCUUCCGGCAUCCCUUCCGACCUCUCCGCUUCCAGUACAUCGCUCAACACAGACGCAUGGCCAACGCCAAACGCGUACCUUCCUAUCUCGUCUUGUCAUGCCGACUUUGAACCCCACAACAUCAUCUUCGACAUCACCCUGUGCGGUGACUGGGCCGGCAACACGUAUGCUCAGACUAGCUGCAGUGCUGGCCAGUAUCCCGCUUGCAGCGAUGCAGUGGCGUACGGCGGAAAGAGCUUCAACCAGUCGUAUUGGGAAGUCGAGUCGCUUCGUCUCUACACAAACGGCGGUGGUUCGGCAAAUGCUGCUGUCUCACCACAGGCUGCUACGAGCAGUCAGCAGACCACAGCGUCGUCCGCAGACUCGAUGCAAAAGCGCUCUUGGCUCGUUGCUGGCGCCGCUGCACUGGUCGGAUCAGUUGCGUUUGUCGCUGCGUUGUAA